AUGGAUCUCUCAUUCGACUUCACCGGCGCUUGCACUCAGCCAUCUUGCAUUGCUGACCACUUCGUGCGGACGCCAGGCACAGUAGGACUAUCCAGUGGCCAUGUUGCACGGCUGCUCGCAAAGCUGCAGAAGGAGCCAGCUCUCCCGCAGGUGCGGCUCUCACAGCUCUCGCUCUCCUUGCCAGCUGCAGCUUGCAUCAGCUUGCCAGUUGUCGCGGGGCGGGGGAAGUAUGAUUGGGUAAAUGCAGGCAACUUCAAAAAAGCACCGGUGAGAAAGCUGCACAAGUUCAGCAGCACAAAGGACCCCAAAGCGCUCGGAGCACUCCUGCCAUCGCUGACGAAACCGGGCACAGGCGCACAAGAUUUCAUCUUCAUUCCAUGGCGGUUUCGUCCAGAGCGACAGGGCAUCACGGCUGCUGGCAAAUUUGAUGGGCACAGUUUCCUUGGUCGUGCGAUUCGUCCUGCAAUGUUCCGCAGCCUUCCUCUCCAAAAGUGUGGAGGGGACGUCUUGGCCAGCCCCUCCAUGGGCAAUGGCGAAGCUGGGAGCAUAGCUUUCAUCGUAGGUGCCGGGCGAAGUGGCUCUCGUCGCGCGAUAGCCUUGGAAUCCAAGAGCUUUGCAGGAAGUCGCGUGGCAACGAUGGAGGAAGCGUACAGACUGCUGGAAAGCACCAUCCUCGUUUCGGACGAGGAGGUCGAGCGACGCAUCUUGAGCCGCAUGGAACAGGCCACUCAACACGUGGAUGCGGCUGACCAUGCGCAGAAUGUUGAGAUGGACCUUUUCGGCGUCUCGGUAGCCUUGCUGGAGUUGGCUGGACGCGAUCCCAGCCACAACGACACAAAGGACCUCUUUGUCGACAAUAUGAGGAACCUCGUAGACGAGUUGCAGGAUCAUAUCCACUCCUCCGUGGGUCCCCACCAGGAGUACCUGAACGGCGUGUAUAGCAGCUUCAAGACAUGUGCCAGCGAUCUGGACGCGAGCCUGGCUGAAGCUGCAAAGCGAAACAGCACAGUCAACCUCGGCCGCCUGGCGCAUGAGCGCUGCAGAAUUGAACAAGCAGAGGCAAAGAAAGUGUUGGCGACGUGUGAGAUGGCAAAGCAGGAUCUCGCAAAGGUGGAUGAGUGUGCAGCUUGGCCGGAGGUGCAGGUCACGCCCGUUGCAGAUGCUGGGUCGGCCUGCCUGAAGACGGUUUCUGGGGAGUCCUAUGAGGCUUAUCUUCGCAGGAUGAAGUCACACUGGGACGAGCAGCUCUCCAAGUACGAGGCUACAAAGGCACGCUGUGCAACCCGAACCAUCGAUCCUGCCAAGGACUGCUCCCAGGAAAAGGCCGCAUUGGACACGAAGCAGUUGGAGUGCAAUGGCGCCCAGAGCACUUUCGAGCGUGGCUUUUGUGACCAAGCUGUUCAGGCCAACAAAGCCUGGUACAAAUACCUCGUCUGCUACCGCGCGGCGAAGCAGUCUUACGAAGAUGCUUCCCAGACUGCUGAGACUAUAGUUCAGUCAAAGAGAGUGGACCUUGAUGCCUCGCACCGUAUUGAAUGCUUACUGAAGGUCUUUGCCAAAAAGCAUGACCCAGAAGCAGCUCUUCGAGAGUGUAAGAUUGCUGACCACAGCAGUGAAACCGAGAAGCUCCAGAUUCAGCUUCGCAAAGUACCGGAGGCUCUUGCACCGCCUCCCGCAACGCAUGUUCCUGGAGAUGCAGCCUUUGCGAAGGACGAAUACCUUCACUUGGCUAGCAAAACUUCUGCCCCACUGACCUGCGUACUUCCAUUUCAACUCGCCCCUGCCUGA
Messenger RNA from Symbiodinium pilosum, 1788 nucleotides. NCBI's taxonomy places the organism in Eukaryota, Dinophyceae, Suessiales, Symbiodiniaceae. The record is from the annotation of a GenBank genome assembly.